AGAAGGCCAUAGUGUGACGUAAACGACGAUCUAAACAAGUAUCAGCUGUGUAGCAGUCAUUGUUCGUAUCAUCCGUAUUGGCAGGCGUACAAGAAUCCUGUUUUUUCGUGGAUUUAUUUGCUUUGUUCGGGGAGCGUUGUUCGUAGGUAAAGAAAGAAGUAAGCGCGCGUGUGGAUUUUCUAAACGUAAGGAGGAAAUAAAAAAGGGGGGAGGCGAGAAGAACUUUCCCGUGCAACGUAAUCGUGGCUGCGUGCGUGCUUCAGCCCCAGCCACAGCCCCACCAACGAACUCGAGAGGGACAAUAAUCGUGUGAAAAACGGGGCGGUACGCGCAUAAGCCUGGCCUCGAGCGGCGAGUCGGACGACGGUGGACUCGCUCCGCCACCGCGCAAAAGGUCCCGUAGUUCUCUCCCGGCUACUCUACGACCAGCGGACGAGCACCACUCCAACCCAGAGAUGGAGAACUAUCGCGUAAUGCAGCAGCAGGCCUCAAACGGUGGAGUUUCUUCUGGGCUGCAACAGAACGGAGCUACGGCUGACACUGGGGGACCACAAGCUAAUGGCAAUGUGAUACCGGAAUCCGAUAAUGACAUCAAUGGUGUGAAUGGGGAAACUAAUCCAAGUUUAGGACCUCCAAAAAUAAUGGACAAAACUAAUCAGGACAUUGUGAGGCUCAUCGGACAACAUUUGAAAACUGUCGGGCUAGACCGCACGGCAGACCUUCUUAUGCAAGAAUCAGGCUGUCGGUUGGACCAUCCAGCAGCUGCAAAGUUUAGACAGCAUGUUAUGGAUGGAGAUUGGAACAAAGCAGAUCAUGACCUUAACGAAUUAAAGUCCUUUUUAAAUGGUGCAAGUCAAAGCUUGGUGGAAAUGAAAUUCCUACUCUUAGAACAAAAAUAUCUGGAGUACUUGGAGGAAGGCUUAGUUCUAGAAGCUUUACAAGUCUUACGCAAUGAAUUGACACCCCUAGGCCACAAUACAGGCCGUGUUCAUCAAUUGUCAGCAUUUAUGAUGUGUAGCGGGCGUGAUGAAUUACAGACACGUGCAGGCUGGGAUGGUAAAGGUUCAGCUUCCAGGGCAGCACUUAUGGAUAGAUUACAGAGGUAUCUUCCACCUUCCAUUAUGCUGCCACCACGUCGACUUCAUUCAUUACUUUGUCAAGCAGUAGAAAUGCAAAAUCAGCAGUGCACAUACCAUGUAACGCAUAUGCAGACAAGCUUGGAAAAUGUGUCGCUGCUUGUGGACCACAGUUGUAGCAAAGAACAAUUUCCGUGCCAUACUGUACAAUUGCUGAACGAUCAUUGCGACGAAGUUUGGUAUUGCAAAUUCUCUCCUGAUGGUCUCAAAUUAGCCACAGGUUCUAAAGAUAUGACUGUGAUUAUUUGGGAUGUCGAUCCGGAAACCUUAAGAGUAACGCACAGAAAGACCUUGGAAGGACAUACGUAUGGUGUUGCACUUAUAGCUUGGAGUCCAGAUAGUAGUCAUCUUAUUGCCUGUGGUCCUGAAGAUUGUCCAGAAUUGUGGCUUUGGUGCGUGGAUACGCCUGACUGUGAAUUACGUGUUAAAUUAACGCAGAGUACCGAUGAUUCUUUGACAGCCUGUGCUUGGCAUCGAGAUUCGAAUAAAUUUGUUGCUGGAGGACUUCGUGGUCAGUUCUAUCAAUGUGAUAUGGAUGGUAAUGUCUCAGAUUCAUGGGAAGGUGUUAGAGUUAAGUGUUUAUGGUGUAGAAGCGAUGGAAAAACUGUUUUAGCAGCUGAUUCUCAUCAUCGAAUUCGAGGAUAUAAUUUUGACGAAUUAUGUGAUUUUACAAUAUUACAAGAGGAUCACCCUGUCAUGUCCUUUAGUGUAAACAAAGCGGAUAGACUUGCUUUACUUAAUGUGGCUAAUCAAGGAGUACAUUUAUGGGAUUUACAAGAUCGUUGUUUAGUAAGGCGUUUUCAAGGUGUUACCCAAGGACAUUUUACAAUUCAUAGCUGUUUUGGAGGUAUCAAUCAAGAUUUUAUCGCGUCUGGUAGCGAAGACAAUAAAGUGUAUGUAUGGCAUAUCAAGCGAGAGCUCCCCAUAGCAACUUUAACAGGACACAGUCGAACGGUUAAUUGUGUUUCGUGGAAUCCUGUUUAUCAUCAAAUGAUGGCUUCUGUAUCUGAUGAUUGUACAGUAAGGAUAUGGGGACCAAGGUCUUCCUCUCCCGAAAAAGCUGAUAAUGAUAAGACUGCAUCACUAGAAAGUGCAUCCUCAAAUAGCAGUGGCUGGCACGAAAUGGUAUCGUAGCGAAUUACAGCACAUCAAAAUUCCCAUGACUUCAUGGUGUUCAAAAGACUGUUUUACUGAAUGUCAUGCUGACUUUUUCCUGCCCAUUGCAAUUAUCCCUCUGUGCCUCACUAUCAUCAAUUUAUAGACCAUCAAUUAAAUGUGGAGGUAAAUGGGGGAUAUGGACGUUAGCAAUAUCUGCUAACCAAUAAAAUGCUAAUCAGAUAUGUAAAAAUUUGGGAACUUAUGUGUACGUUUCUUUUUGGUUGAUUUACGGAUUUUAUAUAAUAUAUAAUCCGUCUCACUAUAUCUCACAUUGAGCUGUGUGAUUUAUUCAUACGAGGUAAUACUUGAAAAUAAAGAGAGGAGCAUAAUAAAAAAUAAAUAUAAUAUGUUAUGGCAGUAUAGAAACUAAAGAAAUUCCGUCUUAGAAUUAGUAUAAGGGUGAAGGUUUAUAUGCAUGAAUAAAGAAAUUACGAAGAGAGCAACCAUUUGGUCACACUGUUUUGACAAGGAUUAUGUGAAAUCUGUUUAAUCAUGCUAAUAAAACACAUUGUAAAUAACAAUCGUACGUGUAGUGAAUCUCUAACUCGUUUUGUAUUUCAUCAGUGGAAAAGACAAGAUCUAUGUUUCUAGCAUACAAACCGAACUUGACGUCUUAUAUCGAACGAGAAUGCUUCAUGUGAUAUGCUGUUAAUCUUGAAAGGUUACUAGAUGAUUAAAUAUAGUAAACACAGAAAAUAAGAGAAAAGAAUUUCGAACUUUGUAUAUUGCCAUGCAAUAAAAGAAAUAAAUACAAGUUUUAUAAUUAUAAUUUUGUUGAAUAGAAGAAACUUGGAGUGCAAAGAUGAAAAUUUUACAAGUUUAUCUCUAUGAUUUUAAUACACAAAAUCGAGUUUAUAAGUAAACAUUGUAUAAUUACGUUUGUAUGUUUGUCUUUUAACUGCCACAUUUUCAGAAUAAAAACUCGAUUCAAAUUUCAAUUUAAUGUAUUAAAUAUCUCCAAGGCACGAUAAACAUUUUAUGCAUGACCUCAUAUCCUAUAAAAAUCAUUUUUAUAAACAUACCAUUUGGUUUUAAUAGUAAAAAACAUAUAUUUUGCUGUAUUAAAAAAAAAAAAAAGAAAAAAAAAAGAUCCCAAUUUUUAAUCCAUAUUAAAUGUAUCUAAUCGGUAAGAAUUUUUAAUGGCAGUUAUGGGACGAAUUGUUAAAAUCUUUAUUUUUCUAUAAUAAGGUGUCAAUAUCAAUGAAACUGAUAUUUGUUAAAAAAUGAUGUAAGCAUAAUGCAGAAGAUAUGUCAAUGUGUAUCAAGCUUUGAAUAUCUGUCUGUAAAUGCUGCUCAUAAUGUCCCUUGCAUCUUAACUUUGCUUUGCAUGCAAAAAAAGAUUGCUAACAUACUUUACUAUAAUAUACAUGCUACUUAAAAAAAAAAGCAAGAAAAAAAUAAAAAAAAAAAGCAAAGAAAUUUAAUUUUGCACACACAAAUUGAAAAGAUCUUCUAAUCAUCCUGAAGUGUAUGUAUAAAAGUGCUUACUUUCAUAGUAAAUAUUAUAUAUAUUAAAAAAAGAAAAAAAAAACAAACAAAAAGAAAAAAAAAUACAAAAGAAAUAUCUGUAGUUAAUGCUCCCAUAUAGUACUAUUAGGAAAAUAUAUUAAUCACGAUUAUCAUUUGCAUUUACCUCUGGUGCCUUAGCACUUUAUAAACUAACUAAAUAUUUCCAGCACUUUAUCAUAAUUUAUAAUAGCAUAUAUAAUACGUUUCAUACAGUUUACAUUAUGAUGGAGUAUAAUGUCUAUAAAAUUGUACAAAAGUUCUACUCGUUUAUAAGUAACCUUUCGAUUUAACUUAAGCAUUCACGUGAUGUUUUACAAUGGCUUCUUCAUAUGCAGCCUAAUAUGUAUAACUUUAAAUAGAUUAUUAUAUUAACAGCAAACCAUCUGUACAUGGUCUGUCUUUUGUACUUUUCCUCACGAUAUUAUAAAAAGCAAUAAUGAAGAUUGUAGAGAGAAGUAACUUGUACAUAGAAGAUAUACUACAUGUUUGCUUUACGAUUUAAUAUCCUUAAUAGAUAAAAUACUGAAAAAAAUUAAUGCCAUUAUUAUUUGAUAAUUGAAAAUAUAUUAUCUCUACAGACAUCUCUGUUUAAUAUAUAAAUUUCAUUCAGUUAUAUACUUCCAAAGUACAGAUUAUUAAUCUAUUACUAUCUAUAAUUUUUCAGCUUUUUAUUUUGUAACAGAAGAAGUUUUAUACAUAACUAUAUUUAAUGCAAUAUGUUUUCAAGGCAAUUAAUAGUUAUUAAUGUUUAAAUAUACUGUCAAUCGUUUAACUUUCUCAAUAUAGUUUUUCUUUUCUAUAACAAAAUAAAAAAAGUAUACUAUGAUGUUUAAUAUUAUUAUGUGAUGAAAUAAAUCAACGAUAAGGAAACGAAUGAUAUUUAGUAUUUUUCGAUUAUGUUAUUCUCUUUUUUGUCAAUUUUUAAGCAAGAGUUACACUUUAGUUUGUUAUCUGAUAUGUAAAUAAAGUAAUAAAUGUAUACUGUUUUAUUAUAAAAAAAAAAAAGGAAAAAAAACCGGAACAUUGAUGUGCAACAAUGACUCUCACUGAGAGAAAAUUUUGUUUUCAUUUAUAAAAAUAUUAUUAUCAUAAUUA
Molecule: messenger RNA, 4898 nt
Organism: Vespula vulgaris
Lineage: Eukaryota; Metazoa; Arthropoda; Insecta; Hymenoptera; Vespidae
Product: WD repeat-containing protein 26
Exons: 11
Coding region: 456-2270 (604 amino acids)
Biological process (GO): proteasome-mediated ubiquitin-dependent protein catabolic process
Cellular component (GO): GID complex
Molecular function (GO): protein binding
Source: RefSeq, a predicted model, not a curated record